Vitis vinifera (wine grape) is the source of this 1302-nucleotide messenger RNA. RefSeq names its product protein DETOXIFICATION 35. Gene Ontology annotation, molecular function: antiporter activity; xenobiotic transmembrane transporter activity. Gene Ontology annotation, cellular component: membrane. NCBI's taxonomy places the organism in Eukaryota, Viridiplantae, Streptophyta, Magnoliopsida, Vitales, Vitaceae. The record is from RefSeq and is a predicted model, not a curated record. Gene Ontology annotation, biological process: transmembrane transport. The coding region runs from base 396 to 1073 and encodes 225 amino acids. The transcript is spliced from 4 exons.
CAUCAUCAUCAUCAUCAUCAUCAUCAUCAUCAUCAUCAUCAUCAUCGUUUCUGUUUCUUGAUCGUGAAAAGAUCAAACCCAAUUUUUCGAUCACAAUUAAGUGCUGAACCUGAAAAUUUUGGAAUUCAGGACGGUUGAUAUUAAUGGGUUUCUUAGUUAAUUAAAUUUCAAAAUGUUCUUAUUUUUCUUUUCCUUCAUUUUCCGAACAAGCAAACAGAGCCAUUAAGAAUACCUGAGUUCAAUUUUUUAUUUUAAACUUAAAAGGGGAAAGAUUCUAGAAACUCAUUAAUAUCAUGUUUGCAUUAUAAGAAAAAUUUGUGCUUUGUUGAUGAGAAAUUCCAGAAAGCUUCUGGAGCAGUUAAAGAAGAAACGGGAACUUGGAAUAACGACUUGGUAUGGGGAGUGCGCUGGAGACCUUAUGUGGACAAGCUUAUGGUGCUGGACAAGUCCAGUUGCUUGGGGUUUACUUGCAGAGAUCAUGGAUAAUUCUAUUAGUAACCUGUAUCAUCCUCUUGCCAAUAUACAUCUUUGCCACCCCAACCCUAAAGGUCCUUGGGCAAGAAGACGAGAUAGCUGAUCUUGCUGGACAAUUCACUAUCGAAACCAUUCCUCAAUUGUUCUCGCUUGCCAUCAUCUUCCCCACCCAGAAGUUCCUUCAAGCCCAAAGUAAGGUGAAUGUGCAAGCAACUAUCUGUUUUGUGGCUCUAAUCCUGGACAUUGGCUUGCUUGCGGUCUUCAUUUUUGUGUUCGGUUGGGGCACGACUGGUGCAGCCAUAGCUUAUGACAUCUCCAAUUGGGUGAUCGCCGUGGCUCAAGUGGUCUAUGCAAUCGGUUGGUGCAAAGAAGGAUGGACAGGAUUAACGUGGUCGGAUUUCAGGGAGAUUUGGGCUUUUGUUCGGCUUUCACUUGCAUCGGCUGUGAUGCUUUGGGGUGCAGGGACUUUGGGGGGGCAUGAUAUGUGGAACUGCUUCGCAGACAUUGAUACUAUUGUUCAUAGUAUACCGAACCAACUGGAACAGGGAGGUAGAGCAAACAACAGAGAGGAUGCAGAAGUGGGGAGGACAGCGGAUUGAAGACGAUGAUGUAUGAUGUUACUUCUCUUUUGGUUUCCUUGUAUGGAUGAAAGAAAAGGACCGUGUCUACACGCUACUAUUUGAGUCUUAUUUUUUAUUCCAAGGUUUCAAACAUCCUUAUGAUCUGAUAGCAUGGGCAUCAAUUUCUAACAGUAAUGAAAUAUAUUUUUUUUUUAUGAGAAUGAUUAAAAAAUAAAUAAAAUCGUAAUCCCUCCUCAGCCAUUCAAUG